Molecule: messenger RNA, 1017 nt
Organism: Striga hermonthica
Lineage: Eukaryota; Viridiplantae; Streptophyta; Magnoliopsida; Lamiales; Orobanchaceae
Source: the annotation of a GenBank genome assembly
AUGGAUUCUCACUUCGCCUCGGAUUCCGCGUUCGAAUGUCUCAUCUUUGAUUUGGACGACACGUUGUAUUCUUCCAAGACUGGGAUCGGACAAGCUGUUAAGCGUAACGUUCAAGAUUUUCUGGUCGAAAAAUGCGGGUUUUCGGAAUCCGAAGCUCCGAUUGUGAAUGCAGAGUUCUUCAGGACAUAUGGAAGCUCCUUAGCUGGACUCAGGGCUUCAGGCUACAAUAUUAAUCCUAACGAUUAUCACAGUUUCGUGCACGGAAUAUUGCCCUAUGAUUUGAUCCGACCCGACUCUCGGCUUCGCAGCCUAUUGCAGUCAAUCAAACAACGGAAAAUCAUUUUCACGAAUUCGGACAGGAUUCACGCGAUCAAAGCCCUGGAUCGUAUCGGGAUACGAGAUUGUUUCGAGAAGAUCAUAUGUUUCGAGACGAUGAACCCGAGCCUGUCGACGUCGACGCGGCCGGACGAAUUUCCUGUGGUUCUGAAGCCUUCUAUCGAAGCCAUGAACAUCGCCAUUGACGCCGCCGAGGUCGAUCCCCGCCGUACGCUGUUUUUUGAUGAUAAUGUGAAGAACGUUGCUGCCGGGAAGGCUGUGGGGCUUCGUACUGUUCUGGUUGGGAGAUCAAUAAGAUGCAAAGGAGCAGAUUAUGCCGUGGAAACAUUGGGAGAGAUGGUACAAGUCAUCCCAGCACUGUGGGUAAACGAGGAGGAGAAUGAGAAUGAAAGAGUUAUCCACAAAAGAGCGACAGUCGGUGAGUUCCCACAGCCUCCUCUGAGAGCUGUCGCUUCUUUCUCGCCCGUGCCCCCGACAACUCCGACGAGCUAUCUCCUGCUCGUCUCAAGUCUCGUCUCCGAUUGCCCCGACAUCAACAAGCAGGUCGCCAUGGAAAUUCACUUCCUCGACAAGAACAAGCUCGAGAACCGCCAAGCCAAGAAGCUGAAAAUCCGUAUCAAAAUAUUAAAAUUUGGGGAUAAAAUGGACAUUUUGCUUCUUUUUACUGUUGGGAUAAACUGA